UAAUGCACCUUUAGUCGGAUGCCAUCCGCCAUAAAAUCCCAAUAAGAAGAAGAAGAAGAGGAGGCACUCGUCUACCCUGUCCCGUGUCGUCUAUGGAGGCCGGCCGUGAAGUGGUCUGUGGGGGGUUUACAACCGUCCCUCUCUCGGAGUCGGACUUCCCCGGCCAGCCGUACUCCGUGUCGGUCCUUAAAUCCGGAUACUGUCGCCCCCAGACCGACGGGUCGUUCCGGGCCGACGGGACCAUCACCCUCAUCACGGGACCCAGGACCGUCCUGGUGGACACCGGCGGGCCGUGGGACCGGGACUUCCUCCUGAGGACCCUGAGGGAGAGGGGUCUGGGCCCGGGGGACAUCGACGUGGUCGUGGGGACUCAUGGACACUCGGACCACGUCGGGAAUCUGAGUCUCUUCCAAACCGCGCUGAUGAUCGUCGGAUAUGACGUCAGCGAAGGGGACGUGUACCGGCCCAACGGGCUGGCGGCAGGGCACGCGCACUGCAUUGACGAGCACGUGUCCGUCGUUCCCAGUCCGGGCCACACGGGACAACACGUCAGCGUCCAGGUGACGGGAACCUCGGCCGGCACGGUGCUCGUUGCCGGGGACUUGUUUGAGUGCUGCUCCGAUGAGGACAGCUGGCGGGAUCUGAGCAUGGACACCGCAGUGCAGGAGGUGAGCCGCCAGGAGGCGCUGCGCACCGCCGAUGUCAUCAUCCCGGGACACGGACUCCCUUUCAGAGUCCUCAGGAACUCCUGAAAAAUAUAUAUAUAUAUUUCAGUAUUUGAACACUGUGUGCUUCUAGAUGAGAAAACAAUAACGAAAAAACAAGAAAAGGAAACACAAAUACAGACCACGCGUACGAGGGAGAUGUAAAUGCAUCUUGUUUAUUGAGUAUUUAUGAUGUAUUUUUCCAGUUAUUUGAGAAGUCUUUGUUUGUUUCACUGUGAUAUUUGUUUGUAUAAUAAAUUCAGCUGAUGAAACGAA
Molecule: messenger RNA, 980 nt
Organism: Pseudoliparis swirei
Lineage: Eukaryota; Metazoa; Chordata; Actinopteri; Perciformes; Liparidae
Gene: mblac1
Product: metallo-beta-lactamase domain containing 1
Exons: 2
Coding region: 93-752 (219 amino acids)
Source: RefSeq, a predicted model, not a curated record